CUUCCCGUUCCUCAGUAGGGUUUUUAUCUGCGCUGUAAACAUGUGUAUUAAAGUCUCUCUAUGAAUUGUGUUACUAUUAGCUGACGUUAGCUUCACUGGUAACUAACAGUUUGACAAGACAGCCUCUCGAAUUAACAUGGAGACCGAAAAUCGUCCCAAGAAGAGAUCCCUCGGGGAGGAUGAGAGGUCUGGCUCAGAAGGUUCGGAGGAUGAUGACUAUGUCCCAUACGUUCCAGUCAAAAUCAGAAAGCAGCAAAUGCUGCAGAAGAUGCUACGUGCACGAGGGAAGGCGGUGGACGAGGAGCAGAAAGACAGCGGGGAGGAGCAGAGAGAGGAGGACGAGGGUCUGGGUCCACGUUCCAAUGUCAGUCUCCUGGAUCAGCAUCAGCACCUCAAGGAGAAAGCAGAAGCCCGUAAGGAGUCAGCCAAGGAGAAGCAGCUGAAAGAGGAAGAGAAGAUUCUAGAGAGCGUGGCUGAGGGCAGAGCUUUAAUGUCUGUGAAGGAAAUGGCCAAAGGUAUCAUAUACGAUGAUCCCAUCAAAACAAGCUGGAAGGCACCGCGUUACAUCCUGAACAUGCCGGACACCAGGAACGAGCGCGUCAGGAAGAAGUUUCACAUCCUGGUUGAUGGAGACGGCACGCCUCCUCCAAUCAAAAGCUUCAGAGAGAUGAAGUUUCCUCCAGCGAUUCUGAAAGGUUUGAAGAGGAAAGGCAUUGUUCACCCAACGCCGAUUCAAAUUCAAGGAAUCCCUACAGUUCUGUCAGGUCGAGACAUGAUCGGCAUCGCCUUCACUGGAUCAGGAAAGACUUUGGUCUUCACUCUGCCCAUCAUCAUGUUCUCCCUGGAGCAGGAGAAAAGGCUGCCUUUCUUCAAGAGAGAGGGACCAUAUGGACUCAUCAUCUGUCCUUCACGAGAGUUGGCGAGGCAGACGCACGGCAUCAUAGAGUAUUACUGCAAGCUGCUGGAGGAGGAAGGAGCUCCUCAGCUGCGCUCCGCUCUCUGCAUCGGAGGGAUGUCUGUCAAGGAGCAGAUGGAGGCAGUAAAACAUGGCGUUCACAUGAUGGUGGCAACGCCGGGACGACUGAUGGACCUGCUGCAGAAGAAGAUGGUCAGUCUGGACAUUUGCCGCUACCUGACUCUGGACGAGGCCGACAGGAUGAUUGACAUGGGCUUCGAAGAAGACAUCAGGACCAUAUUUUCUUAUUUUAAGGGUCAAAGACAGACGCUGCUUUUCAGUGCCACUAUGCCCAAGAAGAUUCAAAACUUUGCCAAGAGUGCCCUGGUCAAGCCCAUCACUAUUAACGUGGGCAGGGCCGGAGCUGCCAGCCUGGACGUCAUCCAGGAAGUGGAAUACGUCAAAGAGGAGGCAAAGAUGGUGUACCUGCUAGAGUGUCUUCAGAAAACGCCCCCUCCGGUGCUGAUAUUUGCUGAGAAAAAGGCCGACGUCGAUGCCAUCCAUGAGUAUCUCCUGCUCAAAGGCGUGGAGGCCGUGGCCAUCCAUGGAGGGAAAGAUCAGGAGGAGAGAACUAAAGCCAUCGAAGCGUUUAAAGAAGGCAAGAAAGACGUGUUAGUGGCCACAGAUGUCGCCUCCAAGGGUUUGGAUUUCCCGGCUAUUCAGCAUGUUGUGAACUACGACAUGCCCGAAGAGAUCGAAAACUAUGUCCAUAGAAUUGGAAGAACUGGAAGAUCGGGGAAAACCGGUAUCGCCACGACGUUCAUCAACAAAGGCUGUGACGAGUCCGUAUUGAUGGAUCUGAAGGCUCUGCUGGUUGAAGCCAAGCAGAAGGUUCCCCCGGUCCUCCAGGUGCUCCAGACCGGAGACGAGACCAUGCUGGACAUCGGAGGAGAGCGGGGCUGCACGUUCUGCGGCGGCCUCGGACAUCGCAUCACCGACUGUCCCAAGCUGGAGGCCAUGCAGACCAAGCAGGUCACCAACAUCGGCCGGAAAGACUACCUGGCCCACAGCUCGAUGGACUUUUAGAGAGGAGGCUGCCCGGCGCUCGGAGGAAUAGGGAAGCAGUUAUGAUGAAACCUGGUUGUCGAGUCACUGAACUGAGGAAGUCUUGUUUCCUUUAUUUAACCACCUGAACGCGUUGGCAGGUGAAAUUUGUCGUCACCUCAACCAGUUUUCUCACUCUCGUAAAGGAUGAUGUUUUUGUACAGGGUGUUUCCGAAGCUGUAAUUGUAAAUAAAACCAUUAUAUUUGUUACCUAGCUCUCGUGUCGUUCUCUGG
Molecule: messenger RNA, 2233 nt
Organism: Salarias fasciatus (jewelled blenny)
Lineage: Eukaryota; Metazoa; Chordata; Actinopteri; Blenniiformes; Blenniidae
Gene: ddx41
Product: DEAD (Asp-Glu-Ala-Asp) box polypeptide 41
Exons: 17
Coding region: 137-1981 (614 amino acids)
Biological process (GO): mRNA splicing, via spliceosome
Molecular function (GO): zinc ion binding; RNA helicase activity; ATP binding
Source: RefSeq, a predicted model, not a curated record